Daktulosphaira vitifoliae (grape phylloxera) is the source of this 1314-nucleotide messenger RNA. Its product is annotated as neuroglobin-1-like. The record is from RefSeq and is a predicted model, not a curated record. Gene Ontology annotation, molecular function: oxygen binding; heme binding. Lineage: Eukaryota; Metazoa; Arthropoda; Insecta; Hemiptera; Phylloxeridae. The transcript has 5 exons. The coding region runs from base 192 to 839 and encodes 215 amino acids.
CUCGCCGACGUUGUUCUUAAAUUUUGUUUGUUCGUUUUCGGUCGUUUUUUUUCCGUAUGUACUUUAAGUACGUCUGUGCAAAGUGAUCUUAUAUUACAUUGUUUGUUUACUGGGGUCAGAAGUUAUUGCAAAGAGUUGUUUUAGUAAAGUGAAAAGCUGACACUGAUCACUGUGAACAAACUCAGUACCUAAUGGGGAACGCAAACGCUACUCGAAGAGGAUCAAUUUUCUCAAAACAAGAUUCGACCAGCGAAGAAGGGUCUAACAGGUUAAGUAAACGUUUGUCCAGUCGACAGAACACUUUAAUCGAAGAAGAAGAGUUCCUUCCAGAGCCCCCAGCGUUACCACCGCCGGAACCGUUGACCGAACGCCAAAAAGAGCUACUGACGGAGACAUGGAAGCUUCUAGAAGAAGAUAUUGCUAAAGUCGGUGUUAUUACAUUCGUAAGUUUAUUUGAAACCCACCCAGAUGUUCAACAAUCAUUUAUGCCAUUCAAAGGAGUUGAAAUUGAGGAUUUAAAACAUAGCCGACAACUCAGAGAUCAUGCUUUGAGGGUAAUGGCAUUUGUUCAAAAGGCAGUAGCAAGGCUUUACGAACCUGAUAAAUUGGAAACUCUUUUAAGAGAUUUGGGUAAAAAACAUUAUCAUUAUGGAGCAAAACAAAAAUACGUUGACUUAGUUGGGCCACAAUUUAUAAUAGCAAUUCAACCGUCACUGACAGACAGGUGGACUGAAGAAACUCAAUCGGCAUGGACUUCCCUGUUUCUUAACAUGGCAUACAUCAUGAAAGGUUCAAUGGCCGCUGAAGAAAGGUUCAAGAUAAAAAAACCUAUAGGUUAGAAACCAUGUGAUGUGCUUUAUUACACAGUAUCCUAAAGUAUAUAUAUUGACUGUUUUUGUUGUGUUUAAUAAAUUUGUUUUUUUAUACCGAAAAUAUUGUAGAAAACGUAAUAUUGUUGAUAAUCUUAGAAUAUUAUUAUAAUAUCCGACGUUUAAGUUAUUUUAAUAUUAAAUUAUAGGAACUCAUUUUGUUAGAAAUACAUUACUUAGUCUAAGCGAUCUUUAUUAUUUUGCAAAAUGUUAGUUGACAGCUUAAUCAUAAUAAGUUACGACUUACAUAGAAGUGUUUGCAUUUGAUGUAGAUAAUGUGAAUUCUCUUUAAAAUAUGAGUUUUGAAUUUUAAGAGAAUAAAUAUGAUAAACGCAAAAAAUAUUGUGUACAUUACAGUAUAAGAAUUAUUAUUAAACUUGUUAAAAUGUAUCAUGAACUUUAUGUAAUUAAAACAAAUAAUUAAAUAUAUGUAUAAAAACCGUUA